Molecule: messenger RNA, 4649 nt
Organism: Daphnia magna
Lineage: Eukaryota; Metazoa; Arthropoda; Branchiopoda; Diplostraca; Daphniidae
Product: VPS35 endosomal protein-sorting factor-like
Exons: 23
Coding region: 437-4519 (1360 amino acids)
Biological process (GO): endocytic recycling
Cellular component (GO): endosome
Molecular function (GO): calcium ion binding
Source: RefSeq, a predicted model, not a curated record
AAGAGUCGAGUAGAGUCUCUGUAUAUUUGCAGCGACGAGAGGGAUGCUGUGGCCAUGGUAACAGGAGUCAGUAGUGUGCGAGUAUAUAGACAUGCGACGAUCGUCUGGCAUUUGUCAAUCGGUCAGUAGCCGCUCACGCACCAACAUCUCCCGGCUAUUAAAAAAUCAUUCAAAAAAACAAACAAAACAAAAAACGUUUUGACUUUGUUUUUUAAGAAUUCUGAUACUCUGCAUCGGCCCUGAGCAGUUGGUGCUAGCUAUACCACAGUGGAAGAUUUAUACAAAAGACAAAAGACAGCUGAAAGUGAAGUUUCUCUAUCUAUGUAAGAGCUGAACCCAGCAAAAAAAAAAAAAAAAACAAGAAAAAAAAAGAAUAAAUCGAAAGGCCGGUGAAGCGCAAAAAAUCUGGACAGGAUCGUUUAACGUCAUUGUCGUCAUGUUAGCGACGGCUUUGGCAACGUCGUCGUGGGAUUCAUCGUCGUCGGACGACUUAUCGUCAAGUGGACGACGCCCUCAUUGCCAUCAUCCGCACAAUCAUCGUUAUAAUCACCAACAACAAUUGGAAGAGGCCAAUAACAGCACGGAUCAAGAGCCGGAGGCUGUGCCGGCGGCGCGUGAGAAGAAAAGCCGCGCCGGAAGCAAUCGUUCAGUGCAUCAGAUCCAAGUUCAGUUGCAGCUGCAGCACAAGCAGCGCCAUCAGAGUUACGUCUACCCGAAAUUGCAAUUAGUGCAGAUCGACGAUGCGUGGUACGCACUCAAUCAGACUUGCCUGCAAAUCUAUCAACAGUUGCAGAUGUGCGGCACUGCCCAGCUCAUGCCCGUCGAUGUCGUUCCUCUCCACAAGUUGCCGGAAUGCGUGAGGAAAUCGCUGUCUCCUCCCGAGUCGGACGAGGCCAACAGGAGCAACAACCGCCGACGGAACAGCCAGCAAACAAGCGGAGCGAGUCGAGCUCAUCAUCGUCGCGUCGGCAGCCAUGACGACGACGGCCUUAUGGCCGCUAAUGCGGCCGCCGACGGUGCCAACACAACAGCUGGCAAUUUGCAGAUGGACACCUUCCGUGUUUACGACAUCAUGAGCGACGCUGCAUCCAUGGCAGCCUCGUCCGCACCGACUGCUGCGUCCCCCCUUUUCCGCCAGCCAACGGACGCAACGUCGGACCGUAGUCAUGCAGCUGCCGGGGACAAGUCUUGGUGGUCUCGUUUCUUUCAAGGCAACAAUAGCGCCAGCAACGUCACUCCUUCCACCGGAGGCAAUGCGACGUGGAUGGCUUCCUGCAGACGACGUCAGCCUCCGGGUAUCCAGCAUCCAUUCCGCCGUAGGCAUCGUCAAAUUGUUCAGAAACUCAUGGAGGAGACCUGUCUGACGGAGGAAGACAACCGCCGAGAAAGAGAAACGCUGGUGAACGGAUGCGACUCAUCAUCCGCGCCGGAUGUCGACGGACAUGAGUCGGUCGAUGUCCGUCGCGAGCACGAACCAGAUGGCCAGUUUACCUGUGUCGUUUGUCAGUCCGUCUUCGCGACUCACCGCCUCUUGCAGAGACAUCGCGAGCGUGCCAAUCACUUUGGGAUUGCCAAGCGCCGAAACUAUCGCGAGGAAGAAGUUGCAUAUCGAAGCUUAAGGACACCGAAUGACAAAUUGCCGCACCCAUUGCAGAGUGUAAUUUCUAGAGAAAGCAAUGCAAAGGUCAAAUCAAUUGUUCCACGGAAGACAAUUUCUUCUGCCUACUCUGAUCCGCUCAGCCAAGCGCUUGAGGGCAGUGACCCACUCAGCCAGUUUGUAUCCAAAGAUGAAGUGGAAGGCGCUGACAUCCCUGCCACAAACGUGAACCAGAAAGGUGCUGCAGCGCAGGAGUGGCUCAAACAUAGGACUACCAUACUCAGCAAAUUUACAACAUCAGAGAAACUGUCCAUCAAAUCAAGUUUCCUUCAAGGAGGAGAAAAAUUGGUGGUCAAGCAGGAGAUCAAUGAUAAAAUCAAACACCGACUGCAGCAGCUGGACGAGUUUGAAGAGCAUGUCAGUGAACACAAAGGUCUUUCCCGAGAUGAUUAUGUUUCACGCAUCACCCAGAUCAGUCAAGAACUUCAUCAAGCUUGGGCUUUAGAUCAGAGAGUUAAAGCAUUGAAAAUUGUCAUACAGUGUUCCAAAUUACUGCUCGAAACCCACCCCUUUGCAUUCUAUCCAAGCAAGUUUGCUCUCAUUACUGACAUAUUGGAUAAGUUUGGCCGGAUGGUGUUUGAAAGGAUUGCCGAAAAGGGAGAAAUCAGGCUCGUAGAUCAUCAGCUUCCCAAAUAUUUUAAACCUGAGCAUGUCUCUGAGUCGGCACGUGAGACUUGUCGCAAUUGGAUGUACAAGAUUGCAUCAGUCAGGGAAUUGUUACCGCGCAUUUAUGUCGAAAUGGCCGUGCUGGAGAGCUAUUCAUUUCUCGAAAACACGGAUUUUUCUGCGACUUUAAUCCGAUUAUCGAGAGUCAUUCGUGGUGUGGGCAACCCAUUAGUUGCCGCCUAUGCACGCGCUUAUUUAAUGCGCGUUGGGCGAGCAAUACGUCUUCAAGAUCGUUCGUUUGUUGUCGAGAAUGUUCGUGACCUCUAUCUUUCUUACAACCAGUUGUAUAGCAAUAGUGUCCGUUCAGAACUGACCAUCUUCCGAACGGAUUUGGCAGAUUACUUGUCUCUCUUUUCGCCCGCCUAUGACUGGAUCUUCCAGACUUUGGCUCAUACUGGCCAAUACGACGAACUGGAUUCUAUCUGGCGGCAGAGUUUCAACCAAGCUGAACCAGGAUUACUUUGGCUAUCCCUUCUCAGUCAGUUCCCGUCGGACUUUGUCCUAUCCAAGUGUUUGGAGCUAGCACUUCAUAUUACAACUACACCCUCAACCGGUGUUCCUAGUCAGCAAUUGAUGGUGCUUAUGGGCCAAGUUCUCAGCCGGAAUCUGGCGUCUUCGUGCGAUUCCAACCCAGGGAAAAUGCUUAAUGUCGUUUGGCCUUAUUUCAGCCGCAAAGAGGAUGCGGAUUCCUACUUGCAAUGCAUGGACGCUUGGAUGCCUUAUCUUUUACGCCAUUGGAGGGUCAAGGAAAUGCACCGCAUCAUCAACGAUAUAGUCCAGCAUUGUCGGCCAAAGGCUCAAGCCCACCACGUGGCAAAUCUAACCAGUAUCGUCCAUGCAUUGGUCCGGACAGAACAAGUUGACUACCAAAGUUUAUUCACGACGGAUUCGUUAAUGGGGCUAUUGGAUAUCUACCCCGAAGGCCAUUCGCGAGCAGAAGCGGCCAAAAUUUUACUUCAGCAAUUCCUCAUAGACCAUGAUCGACCAUUAAAUCAUCCACUUAUGGUUGACCACCUUUUAUCCAUCGCCCGCAUCCUCCAUGACACACUCAACGCCACCAGCGUAGAGGACGAAAAGCGACAAAUUAGCGAAAUCGCCAUCGCCCUUAUUGACCGUGUUGAUUUUGGCCGUGACUUCCAGCAGAUGCUAUCAUUUUACGGCGAUGCUCGAGCCGCAUUCACUAAUCUCGAUCCCGUUCUUGCCCACCUAGUUCAGGCGAUCAACCGCUUAAGUAGCCGGACUCGCCAAUUGAUUCAGGAGCACAACGAGAGAACUGGCCACUUUGUUCGUGCCUGUGGCGCCUUUGCCUACAUCACAAUUCCGGCCAUUACAUGCCCAAUGGUCCGGUUCCGUUUGUAUUUGCUGUCCAGCCAGGUAGCUUUGGCUAAUGAAUGUCUUGGACAAGCGGAUGCGUGUCUCGAAGGAGCCAUCAGUUUGGUGAUUGAAUUCUCGCCGCUUGAAGAACAAUGGAUCGUGUCUAAUCUAUCAAACCUUCUUUCCACCCUUUUAGUCCAACCCGACACGCCCGACCAAAACCGGCUUCACCAUUUACGGCGAUUAUUACGUAACGUGCGGACGUUUUCCAUCAACCACGCGCUGCAUCGUUUACGCUCCACCAUCUACAUUCAAGCGAUACGUUUACUUUCCGCUUAUAUCCAGUCUGAUUACAUCUAUCACGUUCCACAUGUGGAGUCCAACGACCGUCUCUAUCUUGGUGACGAAGACUUCCGAAUGGAGGCAGCCGAUUACUGCAGCCAACUAUUGACAGAACUGCUCAACGAUCUUAAUCAGCUGGGCAAUGAGAACCAAUACGGAAAGCAGGCUAGCCUUUGUUUAGAUUUGUUUUCGUUGUUAAUUGAGUCAGCUGACCUCAAAGCCGAACCGAGUCUCACGCAGCUCGCCGCCAAGCUCUUUCUCCUUGCCCGCAAACACAACCAAUGGGAUGCCGAUUACGCGUCUGAUGACAACGCUGGAGGCAGCAGUGCGGAUGAAGAAGCCGGUCUAGAUUUAGUGGCAGCCUUUCGAGUUUUUGAUCGCGACAAGAACGGCUUCAUAACCAAAGAUGAAUUGAGACUAGCAAUGGAGUUAAUCGACGAAUCCAUGACUGAAGAAGGUCUCAACGAGCUCAUCAAAAUGGCUGAUGUCGACAAAGAUGGUCGCAUUAAUUAUGAAGAGUUUGCCAAAAUGCUUUUAUAAAUUUUCAGCGUGUUUUUUAAUUUGAAUCCCGUGGCGUUGUUUUCAGCAAAAUUCAACAUUGUAAAUUUUCCAUCCCUGAGAAAACCUUGUGGAACCCAAGUAAAUAAAAUACAACAAAAUUUCAAUUAAA